AGGUGCGCCGCUGUUUUUGUUCCUCCCUGUUUUCCACCAUGAAGGAAGCCAGCAUGUCGCUGCCGGUGAGUGUCGCGGCUCUUCUUCAGGCGGAGCUCCGGGAGGAGGACGCUGCUCACCGGGACGACGGCCUCUGCGUCGUCGGUAUUUUCGGUAAAAGCAGCACGCAGCCCGGACCCGUGAAGGAGGCUCUCAUCAACACCUUGGCGGACAAACACAUCUUCUCGCUGCUCGGUGGAGCGGAGGACGACGACUCGACGGACAGCCACAUUCAGGCCUUCUACAACCAGGAGAACCGGGUUCUGUACCUGCAGCUCUCCUCCGUGUCCGACAGCCUGCAGCUGCUGCGGGCCUGUCAGUCUCUGAACGCCGGGGUCAGCCACUCGGACGCCCACGACUUCUGGAAAGGCCUGGACCGCCAUCACUGCCUCCACCUGUUCUUCAUGUUCUCGGUGUGUCACGUCCUCCUGCUGGUCCACCCCAGCCAGACCUUCGACGUGACCUACGACCGUCUCUUCAGAGCCCUGGACGCCCUGCGGCAGAAGGUGCUGCCUCUGGUCCGGGCCGCCAUCAAGGACUGCCCGGUGUCCAAAGAGUGGAAGCUGAACUGCAGACCCUGUCCUCCACGGCUCCUCUUCGUCUUCCAGAUGAACGCCUCUCUUAAGGUCUUCACAAAUGGUUCUGAGGCUGGAGGAAACCCAGACAAACUCAAAAAACACUCGCCCAGAAGGCGGCUCCAGCACGCCCUGGAGGACCAGAUCUAUCGGAUCUUCCGUAAGAGCAGAGUUCUGACCAACCAGAGCAGUAACUGUUUGUUCACCGUGCCCGCCAACCAGGCGUUUGUGUACGUGAUACCAGCAGCAGACAAGGACCCGGUGAGCACUUUGCUCGACCAGCUGCGGUCCAACUGUAUUCUCUCUGAACAAGAUACCACAGUGCCGGUGUCGGGGCCAAGACGCUACCAGCAGACCCGACGGUCGGCCCGGCAGGCCACCUGCGGUGGAGAUUUGAUCGGCUCGUUGGGGGGCAGUCAGCUGGUUGAUUGCAGCUUGAAGGAGUUCCUUUGGCAGCACGUUGAUCUGGUGCUGACCAAAAAGGGCUUCGACGACAGCGUUGGCCGCAACCCGCAGCCGUCACACUUUGAGCUGCCGACCUACAUCAAGUGGGUCCAGGUCGCUUCCAAACUCUUUCAGGUUCUGAUUACAAACACAGACGAGGAACUAGCUGAGCUGGCAACGAAAGUGCAAAGCCAGGCGAAGAUUUUAGACGGUUUUCUUGAUGCUGACACAAAGUUUUCAGAGAACAGGUGCCAAAAAGCUCUGCCGCUGGCUCACAGCGCCUACCAGUCCAACCUCCCGCACAACUACACCACAACGGUGCACAAAAACCAGCUGGCCCAGGCCCUGCGGGUCUACAGCCAGCACGCACGCGGUGUGGCUUUCCAGCGCUACGCUGUGCAGCUUCAUGAGGACUGCUACAAGUUCUGGAGCAACGGCCACCAGCUGUGUGAGGAGAGGAGUCUGACGGAUCAACACUGCGUUCAUAAGUUCCACCUCCUGCCUCAGCCAGGAGAGAAGCUGGACUUGGAUCACAACCCACCCAUCAUGAACCACAACAGCAGGGGGCGCUCUACCAGCUCCUGUAACUGUGGCCGGAAACAGGCUCCUCGCGAGGAUCCGUUUGACAUCCAGGCUGCAAAUUACGAUUUCUACCAGAUGCUGGAGGAGAAAUGCUGCGGGAAGCUGGAGAGGAUCCAGUUUCCGGUGUUCCAGCCCAGCACUCCUGACCCGGCGCCAGCCUCCAACCAGACCCAGCGGCUCCCAACCGAGACGUCGGGCGAAGCCGAGAGGCUGAAGGAGCCGAGCACCGCCCAGAGCCACACGCCGGGAGACACCAGUCUCAGCCUGGCUCUCAGUCUGGGUCAGUCCACCGACAGCCUGGGGCCGUACGGGGACGGAGAGGGAUCUGAAAACCAAGUCCAGCCUAAGAGGCCGAGCCUCAUUGAUCGCCAGCCCUCCACUGUGGAGUACCUCCCAGGUAUGAUGCACUCCAGCUGCCCCAAAGGCCUCCUCCCCAAGUUCUCCAGCUGGUCUCUGCUCAAACUGGGCCCAGCAAAGUCCUACAACUGCCACACGGGCCUGGAGCAGUCGGGUUUUCUCCCUGGCUCCUCCUUCCUUCUACCGUGGGAUUUGGUGAUUCGCUCUAGAUCAGAGGAAGAUACAGGACUAACAGAGUCUUUGGAUGGGGGCCCAUCGUCAUGGCCGGCCCCCAACAAGAACCUUGUUGGAAAGCGAGGCAGCACCGGGGAUCUGGGCAGGAGUCGCAGGAGGGACGACAUGGCUCGGGUCUUUGUGGGGUUCGAGUAUGAAGACGGCAGGGGCCGACGCUUCAUUAGCAGCGGGCCCGAUAAAAUCGUAAAGGUGCUGGGGCCAGGGGGCGCCAAAGACCCCGCCACCAGGGUGCUGAACACCGACAUGCCGCUUUACGUCCCGUCUUCGUCGCAGGGUCGAGGCUUGAAGCCGCACUUCGCUCAGCUGGCACGUCUUUUUAUUGUCGUGCCCGACGCUCCGCUGGAGAUCACCCUCAACCCCCAGGUCCAGCCCGGUCCUCCUCCAUGCCCAGUCUUCCAUACGGAGCAGCCGGAGGUCGUGUUGCCGCCUGACGGCUUCUGGGUUCUACGGUUCCCUUACUCCUACGCUACAGAGCGCGGCCCCUGUUUCCCCCCCAAGGAGAACCAACCCCUGAACAACUUCAAGGUGCUGCGAGGCAUCCUGAGGGCCGCCACAGCCAACCCGCCACCGCCGUGAACGCCUGAAGAUGUCAGGUGCACCAAUAAUCAAAUCAGUC
Molecule: messenger RNA, 2847 nt
Organism: Nematolebias whitei (Rio pearlfish)
Lineage: Eukaryota; Metazoa; Chordata; Actinopteri; Cyprinodontiformes; Rivulidae
Gene: smg8
Product: SMG8 nonsense mediated mRNA decay factor
Exons: 5
Coding region: 39-2807 (922 amino acids)
Biological process (GO): nuclear-transcribed mRNA catabolic process, nonsense-mediated decay
Source: RefSeq, a predicted model, not a curated record